Molecule: messenger RNA, 5750 nt
Organism: Salvelinus fontinalis (brook trout)
Lineage: Eukaryota; Metazoa; Chordata; Actinopteri; Salmoniformes; Salmonidae
Gene: rpgrb
Product: retinitis pigmentosa GTPase regulator b
Exons: 14
Coding region: 1099-4683 (1194 amino acids)
Biological process (GO): protein ubiquitination; visual perception; ubiquitin-dependent protein catabolic process
Cellular component (GO): photoreceptor outer segment
Molecular function (GO): ubiquitin protein ligase activity
Source: RefSeq, a predicted model, not a curated record
GUCGUUACAAAAACAUUAUAAUACUGGUUUAAAGACAAACGCCUAUUUAUUGCACUUAAUAUUUUUUUUAACUAUUAGAGGUACAACUAUUGGAAAGAAAUUAAUCCACAAAUUAAGCCACAAGUAUUUUGCUCAAUGUAAAAGCAAGACGGUUGGCUGCGGAGGAGGUAUUGCCAUUUGGAGAGUGACUAAAGUUCAUGUGAUCAUCUGACCAGGUGUGAAAAGAGUUCACAGACUGGUAACAGAAUUUACAGGCUGGUGUUCCAUGUGAGAUGCUGGAGAUUGCAACUUAUCGUGAACCUGCAAGGGAAAGAUCUUAGCAACCAAAGGGGGCAUAGGCUCCACAAACAUAGUCUAAUAGGCCAGUUAACCUCGUCCAGGCUAACUGUGAAGUCGGGAGGACUUCGAGAGUUAGGUGUUAUAGCCAGACUAAGGGAAACCUAGCCACAGAGUUAAAAACCAUCUUUGACCAUGGGUGUAUCAUUAGUUGAUUCAGUUGAUUGUCUGUUGCAAAAGCGGUUUGAACGAAACGGGGAGGGGCCUAACUGAAUUUGUCCAAUAAAAACUAUUGAUUUUACGUUUGGAGUAAACGGUAUCCGACUAAUGAAUACACUCCUGGCACUGACCGCACCAAAGAUACCGGUAACUACCUAACCCGCCUAUCUGUCCGCACGUUUCUCUGCCCAGGCGUUCCUUACGGCUGCCACAUCUUACAACGCCUGGAUAGGUAUUUAACAUAUCAGCUACCACAUCACAGUGUUAUAGCAAUCUGUUAGUCGACGACACAAUCGAUGACGUUGCACGCAACCAUUCGUUGACUAAGGGAACGUAACGUAUGGCUGCACAAUAGAAGUUGAUCCCUGGGCUGGGUUUCAGUUUAAAAAAAUGCUUCCUUCCCUCUGCCCUGCCUCAUUCCCCUUCAGAUCUGAGACCACUGGAUGAAUGUAAGCAAAAGAAACGGGAGCAGUCUUCACCUUUGGAAAAAGCAAAUUUUCAGAUAACGUCCCCAGUAAAUUUUGGCUGAAAAAUGAUGUACCCCUGAAAAUCGCCUGUGGGGAUGAGCACACAGCAUUGAUAACAGAGAAUGGCAAGCUUUUCAUGUUUGGCAGUAACAACUGGGGUCAGCUGGGUUUGGGAUCAAAGACCAUGGUGAACAAGCCCACUUGUGUGAAAGCUUUGAAGUCUGAAAAGGUGCAGCUUGCAGCCUGUGGAAGAAAUCACACUAUAGUUUACACUUCUCGGGGAAACGUGUACUCUACCGGUGGAAACAACGAAGGUCAGCUAGGUCUGGGAGACUGUGAGGAGAGGACAGCCUUCCAAUUGGUGGACUUCUUCAGUUCACAUGGACCAAUCAAAAUGCUUGCUGCCGGCUCCAACACCUCUGCUGCCCUCACGGAGAGUGGGACGCUGUUCAUGUGGGGUGACAACACUGAGGGUCAGAUCGGCCUGGGGAAGGAGAGCAGUGCCCUGACCCCCCGGGAGGUCACUGUGGGUCGGCCAGUGGCCUGGGUGUCCUGUGGGUACUACCACUCUGCCUUCGUCACUGUUGACGGGGGCCUGUACACAUUUGGGGAGCGCGACAGCGGCAAACUGGGCCUGGCCACGGGUCAGCUGGAUGGACACCGCGUGCCCCAGCUGGUGAAGGGCAUCACAGACCAGGUGACCCAGGUGGCAUGUGGAGGCGGGCACACCGUGGCUGUGACAGAGGACGACCUGUACACCUUUGGCCUGGGUCAGUUUGGUCAGCUGGGCCAGGGGACCUUCAUCUUUGAGGCGAGGCUGCCCAGAGCGGUGGAUCACUUCAGGAAGGGCCGAGUACGACAGGUGAUGUGUGGGGAGAACCACACUGCUGUCAUCACAGACAAUGGUCUUCUCUAUACCUUUGGGGACGGGAGACAUGGGAAGCUGGGUCUGGGAGAGGAGAACUUCACCAAUCAAUUCAAGCCCACUCUCUGUCCACGUUUCCUCAAGUACAACGUCCAAGCAGUGACAUGCGGAGGUUGCCACAUGCUGGUUCUAGCCAAGCCCAGAGACGAGAGCUGUCAGGAAGUGACUCUGGAGGAGAAUGAUGUCACAGAGGACUACCUGGAGAAGUCCUACACAGAGCUCUUAGUGGACACCAUCACCUCCACCCCUGCUACCCUGAACAGUAGCCUCUCUGCCCGGGUCAGGAGGAGAGAGAGGGAGCGUUCCCCGGAGCAGUUUGGGCUCAUGUUCCGGACCCUGCCCCCCCUGAUGUCCGGACACCUCAAUACCUCUGCAUCCCUGCCCGUGUCCAGCCAGACCAUCCCCUCCAGCCUGUCCCCCAAGGAGCUAACCAACAGAAAGGUGCACAACGGCAUUCACCAACACAGGAGCACUGAGUCUAACAAGAAGGAAAAGAGGUCGGCUGAGAAGGGAAGAGAUGAGGGAGACAGCAGCGCUGUGGAGAACAUGAUGGACAACGAGAGUGUUAAAGAUCUGGGAGACACCACGGACUUCCUCAACAUGACUCAUGUGAUGAAAAUGGACCCCAGUGACAAGACGUUGACGUUGUCCCCUGUACAGAAGAGGAAGGGUAAGCUUGUGAAAGGGCAUGGUAACGCUGGGAAACAGCCAGAACUCUAUACCCAUAGGAGGGUGGAUCCCACCCCGCGGGGGGCACUGCCCACAGAGCUGCUGAGGAGCUCCAGUGGUAGGUCUCUGGUGGUAGAGAAGAGACCGCGCCACAGGGCUGCCCAGGGCAAAGGCAGUGGCAAGGAGAACCUCGUUGUGGCUCUGGAGGCAAUAAAGCCUCCUGAGCCGAAGGCUGGCCCUGCCAAGCCCUCCAGCAUAGAGGACAUUAGCAAGGCCAAGUCCAAACCCUGUCCGUCCGCACAGAAAAAACAACUGUUAGCAGUUGAGAGAAAAGUGAGGGAGAGAUUUGUCAUGGAUUCUAAGGCAAUCCAAAUAAAGGGCGCAGCCAAAGGUCAAAGUGCAGAGGUCAAAAAGACUCUCUUAGAGGUCAACCCUAUAUCUACAAAGGUGAAAAGUCAACAUGUAGCUGUUAGGAGGACACCAAAUAGAAAGAGUGGCAGACAUUCACAAGGCCUUAAGCUAACUGAUGCACUGCCUGUGGACAAGACAACUGAACCAGACCUGGUGUCUGAAGUGCCACAAAAAACGACGAAUGAAAACACAGAAAGAGAAAAGAGCAAACCAAAGACUGAACCACCUGAACGGACACCGCUGCGCGGCUUACUGACCGGAGUGUCCUCUCUGGGGUCAGGUGUGGGGCUAGUGGCAGCCAGACAGUUUGGUUCUCCCUCAGACAGUGAGUCAGUCCGGAGUCAGAGCAGGGCCCAGAGAUUCAGCAGACAGAGUGCUGAGGACGCCCAGUCUUCCUGGAGCCAUUCGUCUGCAUCCAUGGCCUCCGAACCAGGAGACAAGAGAACAGCAGUCCGCAUCAACAUCAUCCCCGCCCCGGGGAGCUCUGAUCAGGGGGUGGAGGAGGAGCAAUGCAGGUCCUACUCUGGUCCCCCAGACAACAGAGGACAGGAGGAGAGGAGAGGGGAGGAGAGUGGAGACGAGACAGGGAGCAGCGGCGAUCAGACACCGACCAAGCAGGAUAGUGAGGGUGAGGAGGAAGAGAGUGAGGGAGGGGUUGGAACGAGGAGGGCAGAAAGUGGGGGUGGAAAAGAAGUGGCCAAGAGCCAUGAUGAGGUGACAGAUGAGGAAAACAGUGAGGAUGAUGACACAGUGAAGGUAGAGGAGGAGGAUGGAGGGAUCUCUGAAUUAGAGAAGGAGAGCGAGGGAGGAGAUGAGCAAUGUAAGACUGAAACAGAUCAGGGAGCAGAAAGUGAGUUAGAGGAUGCAGAGAAAGAGGAGAGUGGACUGGAGGAAGAGGAGGAGGGUGACGGGACGAGUAGCCCAGUGGGAGGAGAGGGAGAGAGUGUGGGAGAGGAGGAGGAAGAAGAAGGGGAGGGAGAGAGCAAGGAGGAGGAAGAGAGUGGGGAAGUAUCGCAUAGUGACACUGAGAGCAAGAGUAAGGAAUCCAAUUAUGAAGAGGAGGAUGAAGAAGAAGAUGGAGAGAAAGAGGAAGAAGGUGAGGAAGAGGAUGAGAGUGUAGGAUCUGUAGAGGAGGAUGAUGGGAAUGAGGCAGACAGUGGAACAGAGGCAGGAGAGGAAGAGAGCAGUACUGCAGAGGAGAGGGAAGAAGAGGAUAAGAGUGAAGAGGAGGAGACUGAAGAAGAAGAAGCCGGAGAGGAGGAGGAGACAGAAGAAGAAGCCGGAGAGGAGGAGGAGAGUGAAGAUGAGGAAGAAGCUGGAGAGGAGGAGAGUGAAGAUGAUGAGAAAGAAGAAGAAAAACCUGGAGAGGAGAGUGAAGAUGAGGAAGAAGCUGGAGAGGAGGAGGAGAGUGAAGAUGAGGAAGAAGAAGAUCCUGGAGAGGAGGAGGAGAGUGAAGAUGAGGAAGAAGAAGAUCCUGGAGAGGAGGAAGAGAGUGAAGGUGAGGAAGAAGAAGGAAAAGAAGAAAAUGAAGCCAGAGAGGAGGAGGAGGAGAGUAAACAUGAGGAGGAAGAAGAGGUGGUUGACAAAAGAAAAGGUAAAAAAGGCCAGGAGAGUCAUCAGAAUGCUGCGGCCAGAGGUAACGGGUCCAAACAGAGGUCAGGGAAAGGGGAAGAGUUCUGGGACAAUGUUUUACCUCAGUACCUCAAUCUCAAAUGAUAGCCCUAUCUGUUCUGUUCCAAACCAGUGCUCUGUCAACUUCUCUCAGGAACACUCUUAAUUGAGCAUUUUAAUGCCUCCUACUGUUUUUAUUCACGACUUCCAUUUUGUUUUACUGUAUAUCAACUGCCUUUACUGUCUCACUGUUUUUAUUCACGACUUCCAUUUUGUUUUACUUUAUAUCAACUGCCUUUACUGUCUCACUGUUUUUAUUCACGACUUCCAUUUUGUUUUACUUUAUAUCAACUGCCUUUACUGUCUCACUGUUUUUAUUCACGACUUCCAUUUUGAUUUACUUUAUAUCAACUGCCUUUACUGUCUCACUGUUUUUAUUCACAACUUCCAUUUUGUUUUACUUUAUAUCAACUGCCUUUACUGUCUCACUGUUUUUAUUCACAACUUCCAUUUUGUUUUACUUUAUCAACUGAAUGUCCACAGCCUUGUCUUUCAAUUUCCUUGUAUAGUCCUUUACCAUUUUACAUGGCAGUUAAGAUUUGAUGCUAAAAUGCUUUUUUUAAAUCCCCUUUUCAACUUUGUUCUUCUGUAAAGACAAUUUACUAAUAGUAGCUACUAUUUUCCAGGCAUGCCCUCCAAUGAUUUUGUACAACUUUUUCUUUAUCAUGAUUUGUUUGAUAUAAUGAAUAUUACAGAAUAGUUUGAUAUAUGUUUAAAUAAAUAUUUGUUGUUCUAAAACGAUCAAAAUCAGUGUCAAGACUAGUCCCAUCACGUAUGAUAUCAUAUAAUUUGUGUUGAACACAUUCUCUACACAUGAAUAGAUAGUGCUGUUUGCAUUAAACUGUUCCAGUGGCAGGUGGGAUCCCUUUUCUUCCUUUAUCCCUGUCUGUAAUCCCUUAGCUCCCUGUUGUGACUCCACUAUCCAUAUCCAAUGUGAAGCACCCACCUCUAGUCUUCCUCAAGUCUGUUUAGUGCUGACUCUCCCUUGUGUGUGUGUGUGUGUGUGUGUGUGUGCGCCAGAGUGCAGUUUCUCCCCUGUGACUAAGUUGUAUCUGUUACCUAACUUACUAUCGCUUGUUUUAACCAGUCUGCCCCACUCACUCUCAUCCCUU